Seminavis robusta is the source of this 372-nucleotide messenger RNA. The record is from the annotation of a GenBank genome assembly. NCBI's taxonomy places the organism in Eukaryota, Bacillariophyta, Bacillariophyceae, Naviculales, Naviculaceae.
AUGCACUUCAUCCUUUUUGUCCAUGAGACAUACGACAUAGAUUGUUCCAGUGUCCUUGGUGUGUGGCUUGUGGUCGAGAUGUGGAUGAUGUUGAGUGCUUUGUUUUGUUCUGCCACGGUUUUCAGUGCUUCAAUGAUGUCACCAUUUGCUCCAAUCACUUUCACCGCUCCACACCUUUUCUUGAUUUCAUUGUUGACCUUAAGGUUUUUCUCGAAGUCUUCCUUGUUGGAUUUGGUAUCACUGAAGAUGAUCUGGGGUCCUUUGAAGGGAUGUUUCUUGAGAAUCUCUGUUACUCUGUUUAAGUCUUUCUCACCAACAAACAUGGACAAUGUGUCAGACCUGGUGGUUCCACAGCGUACAGUUGUGCGUUGA